AUGACUGGACGACCUACGGGUGGUCCUCCAGGAGGACCCUCGAAUAACGACCUACUACUAGACUUGGACAGCGAGCAACCGACCUACAAUGCCGGACAGCGAUCGAAUAUGAACGACGACGACCUUUUACGCUCCUACAACCACGAUCAAGACCAGGCCCAGGGCCGACCCUCCGUUUCGUACGAUGACUUUGUAGGCGGCGGCGGUGGAGGAGGGGGAGGGAAUCACACACAGCAACCCUCAGCAUUGAGACCGUUACCUGGAGGCCCUCAAUCGCCUGGUGUCUCUGGCGGCGCAUCUUCCGGCCCAUACAUGCAGAGACACUACAGUCAAACAUCAGAACUAAACAAUUACCAGCGAUACGCCGACGACUUUGACGACUACUCGGCCGAAGGCGAAUCGUACUACCAACAAGGCGGCGCCGCGACGAGUACGAACAAUGUCGGUGACCCCUCCGCGAGGUCCAAUGCUCGGAACCGUAACAGCGUCCUGAGUUUGGGUGGAGGCUUCUUUGGCCGCAUGAAAAAUAAGCUUGGGAUGGGCCAAGGUUACUCGGAGAUGGACUUGCCCUUGACGGAGGCUGGCGGCAACGGACGGACAGACUCUGGCAUCGAUGCGCAAGCCAAGGGGGGCAAGAAGUUCGACAUGGGUAACUUCAAGUUUGGAUUCGGAGGAAAGAAGCCGGACCCUUCGACACUGGGUCCCAGAUUGAUCCAUCUCAACAACCCGCCCGCAAACGCAGCGAACAAGUACGUCGACAACCACAUCUCGACGGCCAAGUACAAUGUCGCAACCUUCCUCCCGAAAUUCCUCUUCGAACAGUUUUCAAAGUUUGCCAACAUCUUCUUCUUGUUCACGGCUGCGCUGCAGCAAAUCCCCAACCUCUCGCCUACUAACAGAUACACUACCAUCAUUCCGCUCUUCAUCGUCAUGAUGGUGUCGGCAGGCAAGGAACUGGUGGAGGACUACCGAAGAAAACAAGCCGAUCACCAGUUGAACACGUCCAAGGCCCGCAUCCUACGCGGAACCGCCUUCCAGGAGUCCAAGUGGAUCAAUGUUGCGGUCGGAGACAUUAUCCGCGUCGAAUCUGAAGAGCCCUUCCCUGCCGAUCUGGUCCUCCUUGCAAGUUCCGAGCCCGAGGGACUUUGCUACAUCGAAACAGCCAACCUCGACGGAGAAACAAACUUGAAGAUCAAGCAGGCGUUACCUGAGACGUGUACGAUGGUCAGCUCCAGCGAUCUGAGCCGACUCGGAGGAAGAAUCAAGUCCGAACAGCCCAACAGCAGUCUGUACACAUAUGAGGCCACCCUGACAAUGCAGGCUGGUGGUGGUGAAAAAGAGCUGCCCCUCAACCCCGAGCAGCUUCUGCUUCGAGGUGCCACUCUUCGUAAUACGCCCUGGAUCCAUGGUGUGGUUGUCUUCACUGGGCACGAGACAAAGCUCAUGCGUAACGCCACUGCUGCACCCAUCAAACGCACAAAGGUCGAGAAGAAGCUGAACAUUCUUGUUCUCGUGCUGGUCGGUAUCCUCCUUGUGCUUAGCGUCAUUUGCACAGUAGGCGAUCUUGUUCAGCGCAAGGUUGAGGGCCAAGCUCUCCAGUACCUGAUGCUUGACUCUACCGGAUCAGCAAACGACAUCAUCAAGACCUUCUUCAAGGACAUGGUCACAUACUGGGUUUUGUUCUCCUCCCUUGUGCCCAUCUCCCUGUUCGUCACGCUGGAAAUGGUCAAGUACUGGCACGGAAUCCUCAUCAACGAUGAUCUCGACAUCUACUAUGACAGAACGGACACGCCGGCAAACUGCAGAACAUCGAGUCUGGUCGAAGAACUGGGCAUGGUUGAAUAUGUCUUCUCCGACAAGACGGGCACCUUGACUUGCAAUAUGAUGGAAUUUAAGCAGGCUUCGAUUGGCGGUAUUCAAUAUGCCGAAGAUGUUCCUGAGGACCUCAGGGCGACAAUUCAGGAUGGUGUUGAGGUCGGAAUCCACGAUUAUAAGAGAUUGGCGGAGAACCUUAAGAGCCACGAAACGGCUCCCGUGAUUGAUCAUUUUCUGGCGUUACUGGCUACCUGUCACACAGUCAUUCCCGAGAGGAGCGAGGAAAAGGGCGGCAAAAUCAAGUAUCAAGCCGCCUCACCCGAUGAGGGUGCGCUUGUCGAGGGCGCGGCUGAGCUCGGCUACGUCUUCACCGAUCGCAAGCCGAGGUCUGUCUUCAUCGAAGCUGGAGGACGUGAGCUCGAGUAUGAGCUCUUGGCCGUUUGCGAGUUCAACUCUACCCGAAAGCGCAUGUCGACUAUUUAUCGAUGCCCCGACGGAAAGGUCCGCGUAUACUGCAAAGGUGCCGAUACUGUUAUUCUCGAGCGCCUGAACGAUCAGAACCCCCACGUCGAAGCCACCCUGCGUCACCUGGAAGAGUACGCUUCUGAAGGUCUCCGAACGCUUUGCCUUGCCAUGCGUGAAGUUCCCGAGCAGGAGUUCCAGGAAUGGUUCCAGGUCUUUGAAAAGGCCGGCAUGACCGUUGGCGGCAACCGUGCCGACGAGCUGGACAAGGCAGCAGAACUCAUUGAGCACGACUUUUACCUCCUUGGAGCGACUGCUAUUGAAGAUCGCCUUCAGGAUGGUGUUCCCGAGACCAUUCAUACACUUCAGCAGGCCGGCAUCAAAGUGUGGGUUCUGACGGGCGAUCGUCAGGAGACUGCUAUCAACAUUGGAAUGAGUUGCAAGCUGCUUAGCGAGGAUAUGAUGCUCUUGAUUGUGAACGAGGAAAGCGCCGAAGCAACUCGCGACAACAUACAAAAGAAGCUCGAAGCUAUUCGCACUCAAGGAGAUGGGACGAUUGAAACGGAAACUCUCGCACUCGUCAUCGAUGGUAAGUCUUUGACUUACGCCUUGGAGAAGGACCUCGAGAAGCAAUUCCUUGACCUCGCCAUCAUGUGCAAGGCCGUCAUUUGCUGCCGUGUCUCUCCCCUUCAAAAGGCUCUUGUGGUCAAGUUGGUCAAGAAGUAUCAAAAGGAGGCCAUCUCGCUGGCCAUUGGUGACGGUGCCAACGAUGUGUCCAUGAUUCAAGCUGCCCAUAUCGGUGUGGGCAUUAGCGGUAUGGAAGGUCUACAGGCCGCCCGAAGCGCCGACGUAUCCAUCGGCCAGUUCCGGUAUCUCAGAAAGCUACUACUCGUUCACGGUGCUUGGAGCUACCAGCGUGUUGCCAAGACCAUUCUGUUCUCUUUCUACAAGAACAUCACCUUGUACAUGACGCAGUUUUGGUACACUUUCCAAAAUGUCUUCUCUGGAGCCGUCAUUUACGAGUCUUGGACGCUUUCGUUCUACAACGUCUUUUACACCGUCCUUCCUCCUCUCGCUCUGGGUAUCCUUGACCAAUUCAUUUCCGCCAGACUCCUCGACCGCUACCCGCAAUUGUACAACAUGGGUCAGCAAAAUCAGUUUUUCAAGAUCAAGGUCUUUGCCGAGUGGGUUGCCAACGCUGUGUAUCACUCCAUCAUCCUCUACGUCUUUGGCCAACUCAUCUGGUAUGGUGAACUCAUCCAAGGCGAUGGACAAAUAGCCGGUCACUGGGUCUGGGGCACGGCCAUGUACGCUGCGGUCCUGCUCACCGUUCUCGGCAAGGCGGCUCUGAUCACGAACAACUGGACCAAGUACCACGUCAUGGCCAUUCCUGGCAGUAUGCUCUUCUGGUGGGGCUUCAUCGCUCUGUACGGCACCGUCGCCCCCAUGAUCCCCUUCUCCGCCGAGUACCACGGUGUCAUUCCCAAGCUGUACAGCAGCCCCGUCUUCUGGUUGCAGACUUUUGCGCUCGCGAUUAUGUGUCUUAUGCGCGAUUUUGCCUGGAAGUUUGCCAAGCGCAUGUACAUGCCGCAGACAUACCAUCACAUUCAGGAGAUUCAGAAGUACAACAUCCAAGAUUAUAGACCAAGAAUGGAGCAAUUCCAAAAGGCAAUUCGCAAGGUGCGACAAGUGCAGCGCAUGCGUAAGCAGCGCGGUUACGCAUUCUCCCAAGCAGAUGAGAGUCAAUCGAGAGUGCUUCAGGCAUACGACACGACGCAGCACCGUGGACGGCACGACUGUAUCCCCGACCUCGAAGUUGGCGGUGCGAUGGCCCAAACGCUGCAUGCAACUGCACCACCACCCAAAUCUCCCGUACCCGUCUCGCGAGACACCGCCCUUCGUCUUUCGAUAAACACCACUCUGCCCCCCAUCUUCCGGAACGAUGACCGACUAGUCAAUGCCAGAGAAAGCGUCACUUUAUUCCUCGAGACCGACCUGCAAACCCCGAGGUUGGAGAAGAUGUACCCAUACCUGUGGCUCGCGGGGCUUCUCCGAGCGGCGCGUCCACUUCAUCGCCAAAAGGUAGUCGGGCGGAACAUUUGCGUGACCGAGAACCCCGAGGAGCAUAUGACGUGGCACGAGACGACCAUCUUUAUCAAGCCCUUACCUGACUACUUUUUCGAUCACUCCUUGUGGCGAGAGACAAUCUGUGGAGAUGAGGCGCUAUAUAAGAGUGCUUGCGGGUUGCUGCUCUCAUACGUAUGGCUCGUCAGCUACCGCAGCGAUCUGCGAAUCGCACACGAGAUGGGUUUACUGCCUUCUUGCAUAACAUGGGAAGAUUGGAAAAACAUGGUGCUCGAAUUCUCCAACAAAAACGACUUCCAAACGCGGAGCUGGGUGAGCCGUCGUUACGAAUAUGGCGAACUCCGCCUGUCCCGCCUCAACACGCUCUCCCGCUUGGGCGCAGCUGGGUUCUCGGCGAGGAACUUUGUGUACGGCUAUAUUUCGGGUUCGAAGCAGUACACCACGUUUUUCGAGCGCAACUUUGGCUGGCUCUUGGUGGUUUUCAUCUACAUCACGGUCAUUCUGUCGGCCUUGCAAGUGGCCCUGGCAACUGAGAGGCUGGGGUCGGAUGGGAAGUUUCAAGCAUUUUCAUACGGUGUUGCUCUCAUGUCACUCGGAUUCGUUGCAGCGGCGAUUGCAAUUGUGUUGAUUAAACGGAGCAGUUCUUCUCGAAAGAUGGAGCCAGUGAGCUUGCCGCUGUCUUACUUUCUGGCUACACUGGCCAUCUUCGCUUUUCUACACUUUUACAAGAGACCACGCGGAAACGUACCGGUGCCGUCAUUCAAUCCCAACAAGACAUUUCGCAUCCGCGGGGUGCCUCUUACAUGGAGCGGCAAUGAUCUAGAGUUGCACCUAAGUGAGCUCGAUCAUCUGAGCAAACCAGUUGUCAAGUCUAUCGCUCGCGAGAUUCACGGCCGCUCCAACACUGCCACAGUCACUUUCAAAAUCCCACCAUCUCAGUUCCAAGCACACAAGUUGAGUCGUCCACCGUGGCACAUCCAGCUACCUGACGUGUCCGUUGAAGGACGCCGUAGCCUCCAAAGUCAAUCUAUGAUGAUCGACAACGAUUUCGAGGGAAUGACUACUCUGCACAUGCCGUCAUCAAAGGGUCACAAGAUUGAUGUUGUCGCGAUUCCUGGGCUUGGCGGACACGCCUUCGGUUCGUUCAAGGAAAGGGGCGGAAGCCACAUGUGGCUACGAGACUCUCUUCCAUUUCACCUGAGAGAAGCCAAGGACAAGACUCAGAUUGCUCGAGUUAUAACUUGGGGUUACAAUUCUACUCUUGCAGACAGUAAAAGUAUCCAAAAGAUAGAAGACCUGGCAAAGAAGCUCCGCAACAGCCUGCUCCCGUUAGCUGGCCCUCCAACUAGACCGAUAAUUCUAAUUGCCCAUAGCAUGGGUGGGCUCAUCGCGAAGCAGAUCGUUCGGGCGGUAUAUGGUAUCGCCUUCUUUGGAGUUCCUCACCUUGGUAUGAAGAUUGAAUCGCUCAUCCCCAUCGUUGGAUACGGGCCAAACCUUCCCCUUCUUCAGUCGCUAGAUCGCCUUGGUUCGCAGAUCAUAAGUGUUGGCGAGAAGGAAUUUCCUGCAGCCCUGGGCGGAGAAGGCGACUCUGAGAUCGUGUACUUCUACGAGACACACGUGUCGCCAACGGCACAGAAGGACGAAGUCGGAAACUGGAAGAUGACUGGAAGACCCAAGCUUCUUGUUGACCAAGAAUCGGCAACUCAUCGCCGCCGCUGGGAAGGAGGCCCCCAGCACACGUGUCCCAUUGCCCGUGCUCAUUCUAACAUGGUGAAAUUCGGGCCCCAUGAUGACGAGUACGAUAACGUUAUUGAAAGGCUCAAAAUCCUUGCUAGGAACUCACUGGUGGCUCGAGAUGAGACGCUCGAAAUUGAAAGGGAGCGUGAAAAACAAUGGAAUAAGCACAAUGGUGCUCCAAGACCCCACGCCAUUCCCUCCAAGAGUUUCUCGAGCCUACACGAGAAAGAUCUCGAUCAAGACUUUCCAGGGCGCCUACUCUGGUACAGGGAACCCGUGGGGGACAAUGGCUAUCCUCUUGGAACAACCAUUGAGCCACACAUUGAGAGCCAGAACAGUGUUAAACCGAUUGGAGAAACUAUUCUGACGUGUCGCCGCAUCGUGAACUUGCAGAUUCGUGGGCACAUCAAGUGGAUAGACCCUGGCCGGUACCGCUCUCGGAUGGUUACAAAGAGCAAGUCAUUGGACCAGGGCUUUGGAAUACUUUCAGGAACACUGGCUGGUGCGAGGUGCCCGGGCCAGAAGUGGAAGUCGGCAGCGAUGGUGAGGCGUUCCUGA
Molecule: messenger RNA, 6657 nt
Organism: Colletotrichum lupini
Lineage: Eukaryota; Fungi; Ascomycota; Sordariomycetes; Glomerellales; Glomerellaceae
Product: phospholipid-translocating P-type ATPase
Exons: 9
Coding region: 1-6657 (2218 amino acids)
Biological process (GO): post-Golgi vesicle-mediated transport; phospholipid translocation; endocytic recycling
Cellular component (GO): plasma membrane
Molecular function (GO): ATP hydrolysis activity; ATPase-coupled intramembrane lipid carrier activity; ATP binding
Source: RefSeq, a predicted model, not a curated record